ACGAUCGCUUGUGUUUUUAUUGGACCCGAUCGACUUACAUCCGUGAUGCUUUUAGGGCCGUCACGCUCCGCCGCUCGCGCAGGCGUGCGUCGUCUAGGUCUGACGUCGGUCAUCCAUGCGCCGGCUGAGCGGUCCUUCUUGUGCGCAGGCAACGCGCUCCGGGGUCUGCAGCAGCCUUAUGCGAGUGUCUUCCGCUUGAACUCGACGGACGCUGUUGCCGCAGCUUCUGCCGCCGUGUCAACUGACGCUGCAGCUUCCAAAACAGUCACUUCAAAGCGCCGCAAGAGCAAGAAAGCGAAAAAGACAGUAGCGACAACUUCUUCUGCUGUAAAGGUGGAGGAAAAUGUGCCGAAUUCAAAGCCAGCAGCGCCGAAGAAGAAGUCCAAGACGAAGCAGCGCAAGCCAAUGACACAGAAGGAGAUUGAGGAGGAGAUGCUGACCAGAGCAAUCAACGGUGACGCUAAGGAAACAGCAGCAGCUGCUGUAUCUACACAGACCCCGAAGAACGACAAGCAGAGCGACACUUCAACGGAAAAGCCUUCAACCGAGACUGCAGUGGUGCCGGCCAAGGAACCUAUGCCUCUAAAGAGUCUGAAGACAGAGAAAAUUACCACGACUUUGCAAGAAAUUGCUGCGUUGCAAAAGACGCUACCGAGUGAGAAGGAGAUUGCGUCUCUGAUCACGAAGCUCCGUCGGGUGUCGUUCGAAAAUGCGCACAAACUCUUCGACUUGUACCGCAAUUUUGGCAAUCCGUAUCUGGACGAAAACUUCUUGACCCCUGGAGUGUUAGCGUGCUGCGAAGCGAAAAAGCCAGCGGAGGGUAUUCUUAUUGUCCGGGAUAUGCUUAGUCAGGGGCGGAAAGUGGACGAGUCUACGCUUCGCACUCUGUUCCAUGCAUGUGACAAGGCUUCGGCUGCUGUAGAAGUGAUUAAGCUCUGGGAUCUGAUGGACAAGGCCGGUAUGAAGCUGGAACUGGCAGAUUACAACCGUUUUCUCGAUAUUUGUUACCGCCAGGAGUAUCUGGAUGGUGCUGUGAAGGUUCUAAAGCAGCUUCGCCUACUACGCCCGAUUUCAGUGCACACAUACAUGCACUGGCUGCUGCGUGCUUCAAUUGUGUGGCGCUCUGACGCGUUUUUCGACAUUCUGAUGGAGAUGCGACUGUCAGAAGUUGAGCCGGAGAUCAUGUCGCUCACCUCGCUGGAGUCUGGACGUAAGGAUCGUGCUCUGACGGUGAUGGAGGGAGUGCGUGCAGUUGGACUAGACCCUUGCUUUGCGAUGUCGUCGGUGUUCUCGUCGAUGCAGGCUUCUGUGUACCAGAAUGGACCGAGUUACCAGACUAUAACGAAGCAGGCAAUCAAGAACGCAAGGGAGAAGUUUGGCGAUCUCAAACCGAUCGAUUUGGAGUGGCCUGUGGCUCCGACCCCUCAGGUUUUGGAGACUCAGGCAGCAGGUCUGCUACUUCAGCAAGAAACAUUCCGUCGGUUAAAGCGGCAGCAAGUGAAGCACAUCGAUAAACUCCUGGAGAUGCUUCCUAUCACGACCAACAUGACCAUCAACCUACGCAAACAACUGCUGCGUAUGUCGUUGCUGGUUAACACGCAUCGUGUCCGUCGUGACAGGGACACUAUCAGCAAGGAGUAUGACAGCGGCCGCAGCCUAAUCGAGCUGUCGACAGUACACAACUAUCCGCCUGUGUCGCUUAUGCGAGUUAUCCUUCGCGCCAAGGGCUUGAGCCAGGUUCAAAUCAAGAACUCUUUGGCAAGACCCUCUGAGAAGCUCUCAAAGCGCGACCAGCAUGAACUGCGCAAGGCUAUCGAGUACGACAGCAUUCACAAGAGUGACCCGUUAAUUGGAGCCCCCAAGUACAAUGCCGACUCGUUGGAGCGUGCCAUUGAACACUUCCUCAAGGCCCAGGGAAUCCGCUUAAAAACGCAAGCGGAGCUAUGCGCAGAUCAGAUUGAGACCCAUGGCCGUCGUGUCAUCUCGCCGGAUAUUUUGCUGCUAGACCCCGUGAUUAUUAACGGAGUGCCCAUCCGGUGGAUCGACGCCAAGAACUACUACGGCGCCCACAUUGUGAGCAAGCGACUGAUCUCAACUCAACUCUCGAACUAUGUGAAGGAGUGGGGUCCCGGUGCUAUCGUCUUUGGCAUGGGAUACAGUGAUAUGUUCUCACUACCAGGUGUCGUCUGCCUUGACACGACGCCGUUCCCCAAGACACGCAAGGAGGCAGCCAAGGUCCGCGUCAAGUCGUUCCUGUACUCGUGCUUGAGCGUAUUCCGCUGGAAGAAACAUCUGGGCAGCGAGUUGACGCGAAAAUACCCCAGCGAGACAGCAGCCAAGCCCUCUACUUCGCAGUCCUCGUAGAUAGAUCAAUGACUUCAACCACUUGACCAUGGUUUUCGGUCCCAUAUAGACGAAAUCUGUCCCAUGUAUCUUUCAUGCAUAGUGAUUCCAAGCCAAA
Molecule: messenger RNA, 2461 nt
Organism: Phytophthora nicotianae INRA-310
Lineage: Eukaryota; Oomycota; Peronosporomycetes; Peronosporales; Peronosporaceae
Exons: 3
Coding region: 46-2364 (772 amino acids)
Molecular function (GO): protein binding
Source: RefSeq, a predicted model, not a curated record